Messenger RNA from Pseudonaja textilis, 3869 nucleotides. The record is from RefSeq and is a predicted model, not a curated record. NCBI's taxonomy places the organism in Eukaryota, Metazoa, Chordata, Lepidosauria, Squamata, Elapidae.
GAGUUUGCGGCCGGUCCGCCCGACGUCGGGCGUCGGGGCAGGCGCGGGCGCGUAAGACUGCGCUUCCCGGCGUGCCCAGCGCCUGCGCGGAGCGCGAGAGGACGGCGGCGUCGGCGUCUGGCUACUCUGAGAGGCCGAGGGGAGGAUGGCGGCGGCGGCGGCCGCUGAGGACGAGGCGACCGAGGAGGGGCAGCAGCGACAGCAGCGGCGGAGGCGGAGGCGGCGGCCGUAGGAGCGGAGACGCGCCUGCGGGGCCCGCGCACGAUGUUCGGGCGGUCGCGCAGCUGGGGCGGCGGCGGGGGCGGCGGCGGGAAGGCCUCGCGCAACAUCCACUCGCUCGAGCACCUCAAGUAUAUGUAUCAUGUUUUGACCAAAAACACCACUGUGACUGACCACAACCGCAACCUAUUGGUGGAAACCAUUCGAUCGAUAACCGAGAUCCUGAUAUGGGGAGAUCAGAAUGACAGUUCAGUGUUUGACUUUUUCUUGGAGAAAAACAUGUUUGUGUUCUUCCUGAACAUUCUGCGCCAGAAGUCGGGCCGUUAUGUCUGUGUGCAACUUCUGCAGACUUUGAAUAUCCUCUUUGAGAACAUCAGUCACGAAACAUCCCUUUACUAUUUACUGUCCAACAACUACGUGAACUCUAUUAUUGUGCACAAAUUUGACUUCUCAGAUGAAGAAAUCAUGGCAUACUAUAUUUCAUUCUUAAAAACACUUUCUCUGAAACUCAACAAUCACACUGUUCACUUUUUUUACAACGAGCAUACCAACGAUUUUGCCUUGUACACCGAGGCCAUCAAAUUCUUCAACCACCCAGAGAGCAUGGUCAGAAUUGCCGUGAGAACCAUCACGUUAAACGUCUACAAAGUGUCAUUGAACAACCAGCCGAUGCUGCACUAUAUUCGAGACAAGACGGCCGUCCCUUACUUCUCCAACCUCGUCUGGUUCAUCGGCAGCCACGUGAUAGAGCUGGACAACUGCGUCCAAACAGAUGAGGAGCAUAGAAAUCGGGGCAAGCUGAGCGACCUUGUAGCCGAGCACCUGGAUCACCUCCAUUACCUGAACGACAUCCUAAUUAUCAACUGUGAAUUCUUAAACGAUGUAUUGACGGACCACCUGCUGAACAGCCUCUUCCUGCCUCUCUACGUCUACUCCUUGGUCAAUCAGGAGAAGACUGGAGAACGGCCAAGAAUAAGUCUCCAGGUCUCUCUCUAUCUCUUGUCACAAGUUUUCCUAAUCAUCCAUUACGCCCCCUUGGUGAAUUCGUUGGCCGAGGUCAUUCUGAACGGAGACCCCGCGGUGUUUUCCCCCAAAGUGGAGCAGGACGUCCAGAAAAGCUCUGUCAAGGCGGGCAUCAGGUGCUUCAUUAAACCUUCCGAGACCCUGGAGCGCUCGCUAGAAAUUAAUAAACAGAAGGGGAGAAAGAGGCUGCAGAAGAGGCCCAACUAUAAAAACGUUGGGGAGGAGGAGGAGGAGGAGGAGAGGGGCCCGGAAGACACCCCGGAAGGCACCGAGAGCCCCUCCAAGGGCCUCAAGCCCAGUGGGGAGAGUGAAGAAAUCGAGAUGGUGAUCAUGGAGCGUUGCAAACUCAUUUCUGCCACAGAGCAAAACAUAACCGACGAGGAGAAGAGCGCAGCUGCCUCCGCAAUGUGCAGCUGGAACAGGCCAUUUCUGGAGAUGGUGUAUAAUGCCCUGGAGUGUGCCGAUUUUGACUACUACGCUCUUUUUGUGUUGUGUCUCCUGUACGCCAUGUCCCACAACAAAGGAAUCAAGCCAAUCACCCUGGAGAGGAUUCAGCUCUCGGCCCAGGACGCCGAGGAGAAGAACUCCUACAACCCCGGCCUGGCAGAGAGGCUCAUCAGGAUCAUGAGCUACGCUGCUCAGCCAGAUGGCAAAAUCCGCCUGGCCACCUUGGAGCUUGGCUGCCUCCUCUUGAAGCAGCUGGUGUUCAACAAACACGGCAGCAUUAUCAAAGAUGUGCACCUUGCUUGUUUGGAAGGGGCAAGAGAAGAAAGCGUUCACCUGGUGCGGCGUUUUUACAAGGGAGAAGAAAUUUUUCUGGACAUGUUUGAAGAUGAAUAUAGAACUAUGACCCUGAAGCCCAUGAACGUGGAAUACUUGAUGAUGGACGCUUCCAUUCUGCUGCCGCCCACGGGAACCCCUCUUACGGGAAUUGACUUCGUGAAGAGGCUCCCCUGUGGCGACGUGGAGAGAACCCGGAGGGCCAUCCGAGUGUUCUUCAUGCUGCGCUCUCUGUCCCUGCACCUUCAGGAUGAGCCAGAGACUCAGUUGCCUCUGACGAGGGAGGAAGACUUAAUUAAGACAGACGACGUCCUUGAUCUGAAUAACAGUGAUUUGAUUGCCUGCACCGUGAUCACCAAGGACAGCGGUCAGGUCCAGAGGUUUCUGGCGGUGGAUAUUUACCAGAUGAGUUUGGUGGAGCCAGAUGUUGGGCGCUUAGGCUGGGGAGUCGUUAAAUUUGCUGGCCUUCUGCAGGACAUGCAGGUGACUGGAGUGGAAGACGAUAGCCGGGCCCUGAAUAUCGUCAUACACAAGCCGGCUUCCAGCCCGCAUUCCAAGCCCUUCCCCAUCCUUCAGGCCACCUUCGUUUUUUCAGAUCACAUCCGCUGUAUCAUUGCGAAGCAGCGCCUGGCCAAGGGAAGGAUCCAGGCCCGGCGGAUGAAAAUGCAAAGAAUAGCAGCGCUUCUGGACCUGCCCGUCCAGCCAGCCAAUGAAGUGAUGGGCUUUGGACACAGCUCAGCCGCCACCUCACACCUGCCAUUCCGGUUUUAUGAGCAAGCCCGACGGAGCAGCUGUGACCCAACUGUGCAGCGCUCAGUGUUUGCCUCGGUUGACAAAGUCCCAGGUUUUGCCGUGGCCCAGUGUCUCAACCAGCCCACCCCUUCCUCCUCUUCCUCGCUGUCCCCGUCGUCCAGCAGGAGCACCGGGUGCUGCGACUCGGCCGUGGCCAGCUCCGCGUCCACACCCUCCAUGGCCCAGAGCCCUUCAGGUAUCUGCACCCGGCCUUCUAGCACAGGCGACUCGGGGGGGGGGGGGGGGGGCGAGCAGGCGGGUCAUAAACGCGGUCUGAACUCCACUUGAGGUUUUAAUGAAGCUGCUUAAUUGAACAAAUGCCGUCAUUCAUUAAGCAACUGUUCUGGAAAGCAUAACACAUUUAAAGCGAUCUGCCAAGUUAUUUUUCCUUGGAAGCAGCUUCUCUGCAGUUCGGGCAAAUGAACUAGUCCUGCCUGAAAGCCACACCGCUUUGGAUCCCGCCCCGUUCCCCGGGCUGACCCCACCCUCCCCAGUGCCGGGUUAACGGGAGGGGUCAUCCUGAGCCACUUAAAGGAACGUUGCUCCAAGCCGUCCGCCAGUCUGGGCCCCGAGGAGCCGGCUGGGCUGCUCUGCAACGAAGCCGCCGUGUCCCAGGCUGAUGUGUGGGUGCCCCUGUUCACCUCCCAGCUCCUUUGGCAGGAAUGUAGAGGUCAGGUUUAAUAUGGCUGCAGUAUUACCGUGCGUGUUUUUAAAAAGCCUUCAGAAUGAUUCACGUACAUUUCCUAUUUUUCUUUCAUACACGUUUUGGAUGCCAGGUUCUUAAUUUUUGUGUAGAUAUAUUCCAGGCCGUAGCUGCAGGAGGAAGCGUGAAAAUAAGACUUCAAAAUUGUGUCCUGGGACAAAGCAGAGGGCCUACCUGGGUGUUGCUUUCAGGCUGGGGAGAGGGGGAGAACUCGCAGGCCGAGCUUCAUGUCAAAAGCCCUCUUGCAAAACUCAAUUCAGAUCCCCACGCAAAUCCUUCUGCUCCAGCCUCGUUCUCGAAGGCUUCCCGUGUCGUGCCUAGAAGUGGUGAUUUCCUUUAAACCCUCCCCAAA